This is a messenger RNA of Cariama cristata (Red-legged seriema), 156 nucleotides long. Its product is annotated as androgen-induced gene 1 protein-like. The annotation marks the transcript as partial. Gene Ontology annotation, cellular component: endomembrane system; membrane. Lineage: Eukaryota; Metazoa; Chordata; Aves; Cariamiformes; Cariamidae. The record is from RefSeq and is a predicted model, not a curated record. The transcript has a single exon.
GUUAUCCAGGCUGUCUUCUUUGGGAUCUGCGUCUUGACGGACCUGUCGAGUCUUCUCACUAAAGGAAAUGACAGUCAAGAGCAAGAGAGGCAGCUGAAAAAACUCAUUUCCCUCCGUGACUGGGUGAUGGCUGUUCUAGCUUUCCCUGUUGGAGUG